Messenger RNA from Penaeus vannamei (Pacific white shrimp), 1121 nucleotides. RefSeq lists its product as uncharacterized. The record is from RefSeq and is a predicted model, not a curated record. Lineage: Eukaryota; Metazoa; Arthropoda; Malacostraca; Decapoda; Penaeidae.
GCAUAGACACUAUCCUGACAUCAAAUGUACCUAUCCAGAAUCCCCAGCAUGAGAGAGCACACACAUCUCAACACAGACAGCAUGGACCUCCACACGAACAGCACAAUUCUGAUAAACAGCGCGAGCACUUCGACCACAAGUUCCACCGAUGCUUCGAAGCUCCGAGGUGUUGCUUUGGGAUUCGAGCUCCUCAUCUGCGUCAUCGGGGUUGUUUCUUGUUGCAUCGGCCACUACUGCCUGAAGAAAUGCAAUCAGAUUCAAUGCGGGAUGAAGAUUCAGCUCCAGAUAUUAUUCACCACGGAUUUCCUGGUCUGCCUCUUCGCCUUGCCCGGUCAUGCAGCGAUUGAGUACCGGAUAUUAAGUGACGUGCACGAUGACAAGACGUCAGUGACAGUUUUCACGACCCUGUACACCAUGGCUACAGAGAUUGAGCGAGCUACGGUCAUGUUAAUAGCUAUCUAUAGGAUGAUGGCGGUGUGUUUCCCCCUCAAGUAUAGGUACUGGUCUCAAAAGAAAGUGGUGUUACUGGUAAAUCUAAUUGCCUGUUUGCCGGUAGUUCUGCUGCGGACAAUAAGUCACUUUACAAAGACUGACUCAAGCAUUGAAGCAUUCGACCCUAACAACUAUUCCAUUGAUACUUUUAUGCUCUUUGCAUUCAUAUCGGCGCCAACGGCCAUUACAUUGAUCGUCUACCUUGUCAUGGCUUUGUAUAUGCUGUCCAAGAAGGGAUCUAUUUCACCGAGUGAGAGUUGGGAAAGGUCUGUAAGAAUCUUCAUUUUGACGAACACUCUCUUUGAAGUUCCAGACAUAGUCAUGCACGCAGUGAAAUCUACAACGAAAGAUGUUUCCUAUAUUUUCAUCCACGUGAUGUACCGAAUUCACUUUGCCCUCGAUCCCAUUCUCUUCGUGGGCCUCAAUGCCAGAUACCGCCAGAUGGUGUUUAAGUGCUGGUCCUCGUGUCUUUCUGGACGAGAGGUCGUCAGUGCCACCCGCGAGCAGGACCUCGAGUACAGACAGGGCGAGGAGCACCCACAAGUCGAGAGCAAGUGCUAGAAAAACGUCCAGACGAGGGAAUAUAAAUGUUUUUCAGCCAUUUUUUCUGGUCAUGAUUUUACCCUGAU